Syngnathus acus (greater pipefish) is the source of this 2559-nucleotide messenger RNA. It is a transcript of the gene zdhhc22, whose product is annotated as zinc finger DHHC-type palmitoyltransferase 22. The record is from RefSeq and is a predicted model, not a curated record. The coding region runs from base 90 to 917 and encodes 275 amino acids. The transcript is spliced from 3 exons. Gene Ontology annotation, biological process: protein palmitoylation. Gene Ontology annotation, molecular function: palmitoyltransferase activity. NCBI's taxonomy places the organism in Eukaryota, Metazoa, Chordata, Actinopteri, Syngnathiformes, Syngnathidae. Gene Ontology annotation, cellular component: Golgi apparatus.
GCCGCGAGUAGUUAAAGAGGUCUGCGAGGCUCCGCUGCACUUUAGGAAGCUCCGUGGUGCUGAAAGGACAGCUCCCCACCGCUGCAGGCAUGUUCACCCGGAUGCUCAAACUGAGGCUCCUCAACGCCGUGGCCCCUGCAUACUUUUUCACAGCGACAGUGGUCACCUUCAUCCUGCACUUUGGCUUCUUCAUGCCAACCAUCUUCCCCGGCGCCGACACGUCGCCAGGAGGGUCUGCAACUGUUCACACUUUCCUGUUCCUCUUCCUGAUGUUCAACGCCCUUGGGAAUUACACAAUGACUAUCCUCUACCCUUCUGCGAGCGCCACCGAGACGGCGGUCCCGGUGUGUUCCCCGCACUGCUCGGACAAAGUGGACGCGCACUACCUCCUGAAUGGCCGCCACUUCUGCAAACUGUGCAAGAAAGUUAUACUCAAACGUGAUCACCAUUGCUUCUUCACCGGGAAUUGCAUCGGGAACAAAAACAUGCGCUACUUCAUCAUGUUUUGCAUCUACACCUCGUGCACGUGUUUGUACUCGCUGGUUCUUGGUGUGGCCUUCCUCACAGUGGAGUACUCCAUCUCUUUUGAAAAUCCGCUGACCUUCUUGACCCUUCUGCCUCUCUCCACUGGCUACUUCUUCACGGGAACAAUCUCCGGCCUGCAGCUGUUCCUGGUGCUGAUGCUUUAUGUGUGGCUGGGCAUCGGGCUGGUGUGCGCGGGCUUUUGUUGCCAGCAGGUGCUGCUGGUGGCCCGGGGCCAAACCUGGUGUCAGAUGCAGAGGGGGGAGCUCGUGGACAACCGCAGCCCUUGGAGAAGCAACCUCACGGAUGUGUUUGGCUCCAACUGGGCGCUGGGCCUCAUUCUGCCGGUGCACACAGCCCAGAUGUGCUCUGAGGAGGCGCUCAAGCAAGACUGACCAGAAAUCUUAUUAUUCAUUUAUCAGCAGCUUCCAAUAGAUCACACAAAAAAAAAAAAAACAUGUUGGAAUAAAUGUAAGGCGAAUUGUAUACAUGCAAAAUUGAGUGGAACCUCUCCAGACUUUUGCAAAACCUGUAAAAUUGCACAAAAGCAGACUUUGAAAGGUUCUCUGGUGUCACAAAUUGACCCUGGAACAGAAUGUUUACUAUUUCCUAGAUCAAAAAUACUUUUCUUGCUGAACAAAUAGACUAGGAUUGUGCUUUUCUAAUAUCAUAACAAAAAGUAAUGUAGUAUUUACAAUAGAGAUUAAUUAUUAAUUAUCCAGCUAAGAUAAAUCAACACUACUCACAAUUUAAUUAGCUGUUUUAAUCCAUUCGUCAAAGCUAAGUGUUGUACUAUUGCUUUUUCUUUAAGUGACUGAGGAGCUUUAUUUAGACAAAAGUAAGCCUUUGCCACCAUCUUUUGGCAUGUAUAGGCAAUUAUGACUUUUUGGGGGGUGGGUAGGAUGUUAGUACACAAAAUAAAAUGUGCCAUUUAAGUUUGUCUAGACAUUUUCAUGCUAUUCAUUAGCCAUUAUGCUUACGGGUACAUGCUCUUCAUGUAAAUAACUGCUAGGUUAAUUAAUAGUGUUUAAUCUAUUGUACUGCCGAUAUUGUACUGAGCAGUCAAACAUUUGUCAUUGUCAGUAUUAGGUUUCAUUACCUAUUCUAUGUUUAUCAUCACAACUUUUAAUAAGCGAAACAAAUUUGCUGGUGUUUUUCCACUCAACUUCAGAGGUUCCAUUGUAUUUGCGUGUAUUUCUUGCCAUACAUUCCUUUAAGGAGAGGAGCCAUACACAGUGAGCAUAAAAGUAUCCAUUUGUCUUUUAAGGUGCGUUUUAGAAGGCAAUAUUUAAAUUAUUAAGGACCACAAACAUUCCUUGCUUUGCAUUUCUCUUUCUCUCUUGAAUGCUCCUCCACGCACAGAGCAAAGCACAUUCAGGAAAUGUAUUUUUACAGUUCUUACAUUCGGUGUCAAGGGCUAGCAGGCAAGAGUGAUCCUCAAACAUCCACGCAACAUUGUUGUCUGCUCUUGAGAAUGUGGCAGCCUGGUUGAUGAUGGGCUGGCUACACAGUGAUAUUAUCCAGGGUAUUAAUCACAAUGUGCCAUAAUAUCAUGUCAUACUUAUGUGCUUCAUACACAAUGGCUCCACAGAUGAAGCAAUUGCUGUACAUUGCUAAUACUAAGGACUUUCCAUUGGUAUAAAGCAGCUACUGUUUGACGGUUUAAGAUUUCAUCAAAUACUUUUAAGUCUUACAAAGGUUUUUGUGUGUGGUUGGUAAAUAUGUAAAUCCCAAGUGCUUAUAAUAUUGUCUUCAAUUUAACAGCACUCAGGAGAUACACCAUGUAAGGUUACAUCUUGAAUUUAAAUGAGUCGCAGAUGAAUCAAAAUGGACAGAGAAUAAAUGACUUUUCAAACCAAGUUUUAUGACCAAUGGUCAAGGUGACUUUCGAACAAGAGGCACGCUUCACAAAAAGAAAGGUACAAUUUGUUUCUAUUAAAAACAGGACAGACACCAUCUUAAUACGACUGACUGUCUAAAUAAACAAAAUACUGUAUAAUAUUACAACUUGCCAUUAAAACUCACCCAUGUACCGUA